AUGCGGAUGCGGAAGCUCGGCAAGGGACAAUCGGUGGCCUUCUGCGUUCCCGACGAAAUCCGGCAAAAGAUUGUAGCAAUAUCACAGAAUAGCGGCGACACGGCCAUAACCGUAGCCCACAUCUUGGAGUGGUCCAUCUCUGAGACCUUUGCGGAUCUCCAGAGAGGCAUUUGGCUGUGGGCAAACCAGGGCCGCCGCUACCAGCGCCACGAAAUCCUGUGGGACGAGGCUCGAGGUGAUGCCGAAGAAACCGAACUGAGCCAGAAACAGGCCGAAGAGUUCCUCGAGGAAGAGGCCCAGACCAUUGAGGUACGAUACAGGCCAGGCCAUCAGCUCGACACUUCGCAAAUCAGUCUGGACAACGAGCAUUGCGCCGACGACAUAACCCAGAGGCUGCGUCAAUUCGGGGGUCUCAAGCUCGAGUCGACGACGUUUCGCGAAGAGCAGGAGCGAGAGUUGUCACCCGAGGUCGAACAGGAACGAGAAGUGCAGAAACCUCCUCAUGCGACACCCGCCGAACACGCAAUACAUCCGGAUGUCAGAACAUUCAUUUCAAGGGGGAUUGUUGUGAAGGGAUCCCCAGCCUUUCUUUUCGCUUUCCAGGCGUUGUCGGACACCAGUGCUGCCCAAUAUUACGACGUCGCCAGAUUUCGCCCGAGUCUCUUGGUCACGGCAGAUUUCACCCGCACUAUUAUUCCGGUGGGAAAAGGACACACCUCAGACCUGUUCCAGAGACCUGUCCAGUGGAUCUUGACAACGGCGUCGAGUGCGGGCGUCGUUGACCAAGCAGUGAUCAUCAGUCCAUACGAGGCGCAAGAGCUUUUGCCGGAGAUACGAGUUUCGAGACAUGUCUCUCUGCAUCUGUACGCGCCACGCCCAAAUAUUGGGUACCGCCCGCUGGACACUCUGAGGCUUUACACAAUGCCUCACCAGCCUAUUCCAAGAGUCAUGCCGGAAGUCUUUACGAACGAGCUCAAUCUGUUCUCGGGCCAGCUGUACAUGAAGUCGAUGAAUGAGUACCUCAGCGUUCGCCGCUUCUUAGGCCUGAGGUCGGCGGAUCAGAAGGACUCCGAGUCCGAACUCUCUGGCUCCUCUACGAAUGUCAUGGACACUGAAACGCCUAACUUGAUCAAGUUCCUGCGCGUUCUCACGAUGAAGAUCAGGAGGAAUUGCGAGUCGAUCGACAAGACGCACCUGGGGAGGAUUUUGGAUCACAGGACACUUGAGGAUUCGGAUUUUGCAAAUUCCAUGGACAUGGACAUGUAA
This is a messenger RNA of Colletotrichum destructivum, 1266 nucleotides long. RefSeq lists its product as uncharacterized. The record is from RefSeq and is a predicted model, not a curated record. Gene Ontology annotation, biological process: protein deubiquitination involved in ubiquitin-dependent protein catabolic process. The transcript has a single exon. Gene Ontology annotation, cellular component: cytoplasm; nucleus. Bases 1 to 1266 code for a protein of 421 amino acids. Lineage: Eukaryota; Fungi; Ascomycota; Sordariomycetes; Glomerellales; Glomerellaceae. Gene Ontology annotation, molecular function: K63-linked polyubiquitin modification-dependent protein binding; cysteine-type deubiquitinase activity.